Lepisosteus oculatus (spotted gar) is the source of this 503-nucleotide messenger RNA. The record is from RefSeq and is a predicted model, not a curated record. NCBI's taxonomy places the organism in Eukaryota, Metazoa, Chordata, Actinopteri, Semionotiformes, Lepisosteidae.
GUGAUCAAGGACACUCUGGCGCAUGUGGUUGACGUCACCACAUCGACUCCACGUUUUCUCUGAGGAUCGUGUUUAGUCAUGGCUAAAAAUAAGUCAAAAAGUCAGAAACAGAAGAACGUUUUCCAAGUGGCGAACAAACACACAAAGCACAAAAACAAAGCAAAACCUGUCACCACAAGCCUAAAACGUAUUAAUGCUUGUAAAAAUGAAAAAGUGGACAACAUAAACAAAAUAUUCACCAAUGUUCAAAGGGAGGUUAAAAGUUUGUCAAAAUGUACAGUGCAGGAACCAAAACUGCAGACUCAGGUCACCAAAGUUCAGCCUACUGAAAUGCUAAAUGUGGAUGACACUACCCAGCUGUUUUCUCAGCUAUAACCAAUCAGUUGAUGAAAAAGACCAGAAUGAACUGUGUAACAAUAUAAUGCUUUAUUCUUACAUUUUCAUGUAAAACUUUGGUCUAUUAAAAAUGUGCAAUUUUACAUUUGUACAAAAAAUACAGAAAA